This is a messenger RNA of Brassicogethes aeneus, 2276 nucleotides long. NCBI's taxonomy places the organism in Eukaryota, Metazoa, Arthropoda, Insecta, Coleoptera, Nitidulidae. The record is from the annotation of a GenBank genome assembly.
CGUGGAGUGAGGUGGGUUAUGGAUGUGUCGGUGUCAUAAAUUCGUAAAAUUCUACGAUCUUUUUUACCGAGAAGUGUAUAUUAAUAGUUAAAGACAGAUGACAACUAUGAAUCAUUUACUCUUAAAACAGUAGAUGUCUCAUUCACAAUCUCUUUGUGUUGGUGCUUUAUUUAUUUAAUUUCAAAAUGAUCCGGUGAUACAGUGUGUAGUUUUUUAUUAUUUAUUUGAAUUAAUUGUGUAACAAUGACUAUAACUUAUACGGCACAAGUUGCUACGUGUAAAAGACUGGGGUGUUUUUUAAAAUUGUUAAGAAGAUGGAAGGGCAGUAUCUACAAACUAGUAUGGAUGGAUUUACUAAUAUACCUAGCGUUAUAUUAUUCCCUAAACAUAACAUACAGAUUUGUUUUGCCGGACUAUGGAAUGAGAAUAUUUGAAAGUGUUCAGCAAUACUGUGAUCAUUAUGCAGCCCUUAUUCCAAUAUCUUUUGUAUUAGGUUUUUAUGUUUCUGUGGUAAUGACCCGUUGGUGGAGUCAAUAUACUGCCAUACCUUUUCCUGACCCUUUAGCAGUUUUUGUUAGUGCUACUAUACAUGGACAGGACGAAAGAGGCCGCGUGAUGAGACGUUCGAUUAUGCGUUACGUCUGCCUCUGCGUGACGAUGACUUUCACCAUGAUCUCGCCGAGGGUGAAAAAACGUUUUCCCACCCUGGAACAUUUCGUGGACGCUGGUCUUUUGCAACCCAGCGAGCUGCACGUCAUCAAGGAUCUCAACGACAAGUUCCCGCACUACUCAAAACACUGGAUGCCAAUAGUUUGGGCGGCCAGUAUAAUAACAAGGGCCCGCAAAGAGGGAAGGAUACGCGACGAUUUCGCCGUAAAAACUAUGAUAGAUGAGUUAAAUAAGUUUAGGGGACAAUGUGGACUACUUUUGAGCUACGAUAAUAUCAGUGUGCCGCUCGUAUAUACGCAGGUCGUUACACUGGCGGUUUACAGUUAUUUCGCCACCACCUUGAUGGGCCAUCAAUGGGUUUAUACCACGAAAUACAAGUUUGAUUUGUAUUUUCCGUUUUUUUCUUGCCUUCAAUUUUUUUUCUAUGUGGGCUGGCUGAAGGUGGCAGAAACCUUGAUUAAUCCUUUUGGCGAUGACGACGACGAUUUCGAAGUGAAUUGGAUGGUUGACAGAAAUUUACAGGUUUCCUAUCUCAUAGUCGACGAAAUGCACCACGACCAUCCCGAGCUGAUCAAAGACCAAUACUGGGACGAGGUGUUCCCCACCUCCCUGCCCUACACCGCCGAAUCGGAACCGUUCCGCGACUCGCACCCCCUCCCCUCGACCGCGAACAUCGCCCCCGCCCCCAACGACGCCGAUUUCGGCCCGUCCUCCCUCAAAAUCGACGACAUGUCCUCGUACGCUGACCUCAAAAGCGGUCCCAUUAUGUUCACGGCGAAAUCGAGAAAAAACUCGCAGAAUUCCAUAUUCGGUUCCUCGGUUCCGGACGCCAUGACCGGCUCCAUGUCCUCCAUCGUCAAGUUGAAGAGGUUGUUCAGCAAGGAGGACAAGCAGGGGGGGUCGGAAAAGGGGGCGGACGCGGGGGAGGCCGUCAAUUUGGUGCCCAUCAGCAAGAAGUUGGCCGAUGAAGUUAUAGAAGAGGUCGACGAGCAACAAACCAUCACGUCGCAAAGAUCGGCGCGGGAUGCGCGACCGUCGGUCAUGAAUUUGUUCGGACCACCGCCUCCGUCCCUCCCCAUCGACGUGCCGCUAGUGAAGAGUCUCGGAGACAUGAACAUCGAAAACGAUCCCGCCUACGAAAUGUACCCUUUCUCGCGUUCCGCCCCCGAAGCGGAUGAAAUGAAAGACGACCAGCCUGACAGAGUUAGCAUUGGCGGAUCUGAGACUGAUACUGAAUCUGAGGAUGACUUCAGUCAGUUAAAAAAAAGACGCGACGAGGAAAGAUUAAGCCGGCUAAAAUUGAAUUUGUUGGCCAGGUCAAUGAGUACAAGGGUGGGUCAAGAUGAAGUUGACCCCUUAUUAAACAGACUAUCCUCGAAUGACCCUUCAAGCCCCACCCCACCAUUAUAAAAGAUAUUUUUUUUAUUACAAUAAGUAUUACUAGAUUAAUUAGAUUUUAUUAGGAAAUAUAACUCAAGCACCGAAAAAACACAAAUAUUUAUUAAUUGUAGGUAUUAAUUAGUAAAUAAUUUUCUUAGUAUUUUUUGUCUGAGUUAAAAACAUUGUGAUAUUUUUAGGUAUUUAUUCCUUUGUUGGUGAUAUUUGCG